UAGGCGCUCCCUGCUGCAGGAUGAAUUAGGAAGGCAAGGCCUCUUCCUCUAAGCCAUGGAGACAAGGGCAUCCUUCAUCGCCGCCAUGCAAGAGACCCAGCAUCUCUCCCCAGAGAAGGGUCAGAGCCCAGCCAAUGGCAACAUGGAGCAGUUUGAUUCAGAUGAGGGCUCCAGCAUUGAGGAUGCAGACUUCAACUGGGAUGAGUUCCUGGAGGAAACAGGAGCCAGCGCUGCUCCCCACACCUCCUUCAAACAUGUUGAAAUCAGCCUUCAAAGCAGUUUCCAACCAGGGAUGAAGUUAGAAGUGGCCAAUAAGAGCAAUCCGGACACAUAUUGGGUGGCUACGAUCAUUACAACAUGUGGACAGCUCUUACUGCUUCGUUAUUGUGGCUAUGGAGAUGACCGCAGGGCAGAUUUCUGGUGUGACGUGAUGACAGCAGAUCUUCACCCCGUUGGCUGGUGCACGCAGAAUAACAAGGUCCUGAUGCCUCCAGAUGCAAUCAAAGAGAAAUACAUGGACUGGACAGAGUUUCUCAUCCAUGAUUUGACCGGCGCCCGGACGGCACCUGCAAAUUUACUGGAAGGCCCUCUGCGAGGAAAAAACCCUGUAGACCUCAUUACAGUUGAUUCCUUAAUAGAGCUGCAGGAUUCCCAGAAUCCCUUUCAGUACUGGAUAGUUAGUGUGGUUGAAAAUGUUGGAGGAAGAUUACGCCUUCGCUAUGUGGGAUUGGAGGAGACUGAAUCCUAUGACCAGUGGUUGUUUUACUUGGAUUGCAGACUUCGACCAGUCGGUUGGUGUCAAGAGAAUAAAUACAGAAUGGACCCACCUGCAGAUAUCUAUUCUCUGAAGACUAUAUCUGAGUGGAAAUGUGCUCUGGAAAAAUCCCUUAAUGAUGCAGCAAAUUUUCCUCUUCCAAUGGAAGUGUUCAAGGACCAUGCUGAUUUGCGAAACCACUUCUUCACUGUGGGGAUGAAGCUGGAGGCGGUGAAUAUGAGGGAGCCGUUUCAUAUCUGUCCUGCAUCAGUGACCAAGGUUUUUAACAAUCAUUAUUUACAAGUGACCAUUGAUGACUUGAGACCUGAACCCAGCAAAAUCUCCAUGCUUUGCCAUGCGGAUUCCUUAGGGAUCUUGCCAAUACAGUGGUGCCUUAAAAACGGAGUCAAUCUCACACCUCCCAAGGGUUACUCUGGCCAGGACUUUGACUGGGCAGACUACCAGAAGCAGUGUGGAGCAGAGGCAGCGCCUCACCUCUGCUUCAGAAACACAUCCUUCAGCCGUGGCUUUACUAAGAACAUGAAGCUGGAGGCAGUGAACCCCAGGAACCCUGCAGAGAUAUGUGUCGCUUCUAUCACCUCAGUUAAAGGACGGUUAAUGUGGCUUCACCUUGAAG
This is a messenger RNA of Pterocles gutturalis (yellow-throated sandgrouse), 1391 nucleotides long. Its product is annotated as scm-like with four MBT domains protein 2. The transcript has 10 exons. NCBI's taxonomy places the organism in Eukaryota, Metazoa, Chordata, Aves, Pterocliformes, Pteroclidae. Gene Ontology annotation, biological process: regulation of DNA-templated transcription. The record is from RefSeq and is a predicted model, not a curated record. Gene Ontology annotation, cellular component: nucleus. The annotation marks the transcript as partial.